Molecule: messenger RNA, 1689 nt
Organism: Manduca sexta (tobacco hornworm)
Lineage: Eukaryota; Metazoa; Arthropoda; Insecta; Lepidoptera; Sphingidae
Product: xylose isomerase
Exons: 9
Coding region: 56-1444 (462 amino acids)
Biological process (GO): carbohydrate metabolic process
Molecular function (GO): xylose isomerase activity
Source: RefSeq, a predicted model, not a curated record
CCGGACGGUCGUGCGGGCGGCUCGGGCGUGUGUGGCGUGUGGACUCGCGGGAGCCAUGGCGGCGUACAGCCAGCCCGGGACCAAGCGCGCCAAGCGGGAGGGCCGCGCGGACACCACGGAUUAUUUUCAAGGUAUAGAUAAGAUAGAGUAUAACAACAUGGCGUCUCCAUCCGAAACGACCAGCUAUCGAUACUACAACUCUACGGAGAGGAUACACUCCAGGCCGAUGGAGGAAUGGCUUAAGUUCAGCGUGUCACUCACAGAGUUUAGAAGUAAUGGGUCAGACCUCCACGGCAGACCCACAUACACUCGCCCUUGGGACGACGGCACCAACACCCUGGACAACUGCAAGCGCUGUAUCAAAGCUCUCUUCGACUUCUGCACCAAACUUGGUGUUAAAUACUGGACAGCUUUUGAUUCCGACCUGGUUCCUUAUACGGAGAGUUGGGAUGAGAACAAAACACAUUGGGACGAUAUCGUGGAGUACAUACAGGAUAUGGCGCAAAGGAGUCAUGUGAAGUUACUGUGGAUGGCACCUGAUCUCCACUCACAUCCUAGGUACGCCUGUGGCUCCUUCACAAGUCAUGACGCAGCGACAUUCGUCCAAGCAGCGUCGCAAAUCAAGCGCUGCCUUGAGAUAUCCCACCGACUCAACGCCGAGUGCUUCCUCCUCUGGCCCUACAGAGAAGGAUACGAUUCCAUAUACCACACAGACGUGAACAGAGAAAUAAAACUAUUCGCUAAGUUGAUGAAAAUCACCGCCGAGUACAAAGAUAGACUCAAUUAUAGAUGCCAACUGCUCGUAAUGCCGUAUUACAACUGCAACCAUGGUAGAGGCUACAACCACUACAGCCACAGCAUGCGGUCGCUCCUGCGCGACCACGAGAUGGUUCAUAUGUAUAUGUGGGACGUCACCAGCUGCCUCUACUUCCUCAAGAAUUACAACCUGGAUCGUUAUUACAAAGUGUGCACGCCGCCUGGACAUCAUAUGUUUAUGGCGAAUGUAUACAACAUGUUGGGCGGCGUGUUCAUGACUAAUGAUGUAGACCAGUAUGACAGCAAGAGGCUGACGCUCAUGAUGAAGUGCAUCGUCGAUCAGGGUACAGCGCCCCCCGGCGGCGUGGGUCUGAGACUCACGCCGCGCCGCGACGGAGACCUGCGCGACCUCGCCACUCUCCACAUGAAGUACAUCGACGCGGUCGCGAAGGGACUGCGGUUCGCCUGCACCCUCAUCGCUGAACAAAUAUUCGCUAAACAUAUUCAGCAAAGAUACGCUACGUAUUACAGCGGGUUUGGUUCCCGACUUGUAAGUAGCGAUAUAUCUAUGGAGGAAUGCGAAGAAUAUUAUAAAAAGAACCAGCACCAUGGGGAAGUGACGUCAUCAAAGGCCGAGCAGCUGGACCUGGUGUUCCAGCGGUACCUCGACACCUGCGACCAUAUAUGACGCAUCACCGCACUAGUACGGCAAUAUGAACAAUAUCUUCUAUUGUGAAUUGUUCCGUCUAUUAUCUUUAUGCCAACAUGCAAGGACCAAUAGACUGUAUCUUAAUAGAUCUCAGUAUUGUAAACUAAGGUCUGUUCCACAAUAUUACGAGUGUCUUAAGUUAUCGGAACGCUGAACAUAAAAUCUAGAGGUUUUACAAAAUCAUUCCAAAUAUUUGAUGUCUGAAAGUGUAUUUAUAAAUAAAA